Molecule: messenger RNA, 2008 nt
Organism: Pristis pectinata (smalltooth sawfish)
Lineage: Eukaryota; Metazoa; Chordata; Chondrichthyes; Rhinopristiformes; Pristidae
Exons: 10
Coding region: 98-1270 (390 amino acids)
Source: RefSeq, a predicted model, not a curated record
UGCCGCAUUUCCUUUAUUCUCUUUCUUGUUUCCAGUAUGGGGCCAAAUCCAUCGCCAUGUCCGCAUUAACCGGACGAGUUUUAUUUGGAAGCCGGCAAUGUCGCCCUGCCUUCGUUUCGUCCCGUUGCUUUUGCUGCCGUUGCUUGGAGCUCAAGUGAAAAGGAAAGAAGUGAUUGGGACCAUUGGUUCAUCGGUUUUUCUGGAUCCUGAACACCAAGGUGAUCUCAGCAGGAGUGCAACUUUAUGGACCUUCACUGUCAACAACAAAAGCCCUGUUACUAUUGUGGAUUACGUUCCAAAUCAACCUGUGGAGGAACCAAAUGAACAAUUCAGAUCCCGUUUAUGGUUUAACGCUUCUAGUGGCUGGCUGCUGGUACGCAUACUGAAACCCGAGGAUCAAGGCAUUUUUAGUUUUGUCAUAGAUGAGAGAAAGACAAGUAUAAUAGAAUUGUUUCUCUACUAUAAGCUGUCAGAAAUUGUGAUAAGGAGCAACAGAGCCCCCGGUUACAUCAUCCAACUCACCUGUGACGUUGCUGGAAACCCUCAUAAAUAUGAAUGGCAGAAAAAUGGAGGGGAAGUCUCCGAGGAUCACUGGCUCAUUUAUGGGAACAGAAGCCUUGUCAUCCCGACAAAUGAAUGUGGAACGUACACCUGUAUCGCUACCAAUCCUGUCAGCUCUGACCAGGCAAAUUACACUGUAACUCUCCCUGGUAUUUCUGGGGCGGACUCUAUAAUUAUUAUCGCAUCGAUCACAGGACUGGUAUCUUCUUUGGUACCUCUCAGUGGAUUCUUGCUUCUAUCGUGGUUGGAGAAGAAAUCAAAGCAAGCGUCUCAGAGCCUCAUUAUCUGCAGCAUUCUGUCUUUUGUUGCUACCUUCAUCACCCUCAUAUCCUGGAUUGCGAUUAAAGAUGCUGCCUUUGUACCUGCUGUUGCUUUAGGCACUGUCUCUGCCCUGCUUUUGGUCAUAAUUGCACCAAUUGUUAUUCCGAAGUUAGGCUGCUCAUUUAAAGGGAAAUUCCAAGGAAAGAAAGGAUCUCAACCUUUCGUUUUCUUGAGUGGCUUCAUUAUAAUCCCCAUUACAAUCGUUAUCUUAAAGGAAGAGAUUCAGCAAAACAAUCAAAGUUGUCACACCAGUAUUUUAACGUGGAGCAUACCUAUUGCAUUAUUGGCCAGCUGUGUUAUUAUAGUCUCUGUGUUCCUUGCAACAUAUCGCUACAGAAAUGAAGAUACAAGCAUUGAAAUAAAACAGCAGGGUAAUGAAGACUUAUAAGAUUUCAUUAUUGUUGACGUAGAGCUGGAUGCUGCACCUUAUUCUCUUCAGACUAUUGUUACGGACUCAGUAAAUGUCCCUUUAAGAUAGAGAGAGAGAGAGUGUGUGUGUGUGUGUGUGUGUGGCGUGCUUACGUCAAUAGAAGAUAAAGGACGUAAUGACGUUAUUGAAGAAGUCAGAAGAAAGAAGAGAGAGGAGAGAGAGAGAAGGGAGAGAGACACCAGCCUGCUAGUUUUCUCUAUCGAUGGAUGAGAAACAAUAACUGUGUCUGCCACUGAAAUCCAUGUAUGGAAAUUGGAAGUAAUCCGGUGGAGUUCACUUUGUUGCUGACCUGUAGAAGGAAACAGGUAUUUGUGUGUGGACGACCACGAUUCGGAUGCUUUUCGGGGUGAGGAAGUUACUACCGAGUAAACACUGAAGUGUCGUUUGGGUUCCAUCGUGGAACAUUUGGAUUUCGUAAUUACUCUCUCUCUAUGUUUCUCUACGUCUACAUCUUAUCUUCAGACAACGGUGGUUGUUGAAGAAGCGUUUGCUGAUGUUUCACCUUAUGGCUUGCGGAACUGAACUUUAAGAACCAUUCCUGAACUUGGAGUUUGGGACUUCGCCACACACACACGAAGAGUUUAGUUUUUGGGGUUAAUGUUCAAGGUUUAACAUUUUUGAAUUCUAACAUACUAACAUUUUUACUUUUAUGUAUUAUCAUAAGUAGUGAUUAAUAAAAUAAUUUUUAACACUGAA